AUGAUGGAGGAUGGCGCGCUAAGAGAGGCAGAACCUACAGGUGAUUUCGAGGAGAUCUCGACGCCAAAGAUCCAGGAUCGGAUGGACAAGGCUACACGGACCCAGGAUCAACAACUGGAUGCUAUCUAUUCCGGCGUCAUGCGACUCCAUCUCGCAGCUGACGCCACGAACGAAGAAGUCCUGUCACAAAAUGCUAUGCUGGACGAGGUAGCCGUGCAAGUGAACGAAACGGAAGCUGCCUUGCAACAACAGACAAAAGCAGCACGCAAAGUUACCCGCGCACACCGCGAACUUGGCUGCUACUACGUGAUUAUCCUGUUGCUAAUCGUAGCAUUGCUUAUCGUUAUCUUCAUAUGA
Peronospora farinosa is the source of this 357-nucleotide messenger RNA. The record is from the annotation of a GenBank genome assembly. NCBI's taxonomy places the organism in Eukaryota, Oomycota, Peronosporomycetes, Peronosporales, Peronosporaceae.